This is a messenger RNA of Schistocerca gregaria, 5019 nucleotides long. RefSeq lists its product as uncharacterized. The record is from RefSeq and is a predicted model, not a curated record. The transcript is spliced from 6 exons. Bases 355 to 4173 code for a protein of 1272 amino acids. Lineage: Eukaryota; Metazoa; Arthropoda; Insecta; Orthoptera; Acrididae.
AAGGAGGUUACAACACAGUCUAACAUAAUUUGAACUUCUUCGUUGUCGUAAAGAGUAAUGUAGUCUUUGGGUAUUCGUAUCUUGCACGUUGAAAUAUCUUGUGUUUUGUAACAGUUUGUGGCCUAUGAACUAUGUGUUUACGUUUUAGAUUUGUGAGUUUACGCUGGCUGUUUAAAGAAUGAUUCGUAUGUUCUACCACUAUAUGAACACUAGAACUUCGUGGGUCUCUGUGUCGUGAAUUAUGCUGGUUGAAAGUUAAAUAACCCAAGCGAAUUAUUAUUUUUAUUAAAUUCUGAAAAUUUCUGCGGAAAAUAAUAAAAACGCCAAUGAAAACUAACUUAUUGAUUGGUAAAUAUGACUUUUCACAGCCACACAUCCGAGGACGUGAAGUCUCCUGUUACUUCUGAUGCAUCGCUUGCUGAUUAUGAGUCCCCACAGCUAGUGACAAAGUCUGUGGACGGUCUCGGUGAAUCAUAUGUGGUCAUUGCGGGUAGUAAACCAUUAUCAAUAAUCAUUAAAAAAUGUAUUUUGCAAAAUUCGAUUAGUGACUUUAAUAAUUUUACUUCAAGCAGUGAACAGCGUAGUGACAAUGGAAAUAACCAGCUUUCUGUGGAGGAAGAUAGAUAUUCACGGCAUUGUCUGGAAAUUGCGUGCCUUUCGAGUGAGGAAGCCACAGUUCCUUGCUUUAAAAGUUCUGAGCUACAUCUGGAUUCUAUUUCGAAAAGUAUUAAUGAGUGCGGCGCAAUCGCAGAUGGUAGUGCAAUAUGUGAAAUAGAUUGUGGUUUGGUAAAUGGGUCACAGAACUCAGACAUUCCCUCUGAUGCUACAUGUAGUCAGCAGGAAGACAACUACACACCUUUGUGCGACGUGAAUGAGCUCAAUUGUAAAAGAAACACAAUAAUCCAACUGGAAUCAAGUUCAGCGUGUUCGGCUACAGAAAAUUCCAUUGCUGAUGCUGGAGAACUGGAAAACGAGACUAAUGCUGAAACGUUAUGCACACCUGAUUCUGAAGUUUAUGUGAGGUCAGAGGAUACAAACGUAGUUACUGAAACAGAUUCGAAGAUGACUGCCACUGAGAUACAUUCAAAGGGAAGUGGGCUAUAUGGUACUGUGGAGGCAAUUCUCUUAGACGAAAAUGCAGUUUCUAGUUUGUCACCAACUUUUGCUUUUUAUGGCACUGUGGAAGGCAUGGCUGAUGUGAUAAUAUCUCAGGAUAAUAUUAAUGACAGAGAUGUGCUUAAUGACACACACAUUUCCUCUGCAGGUUCACCUGCGAGUCCAGUUUUGGGAAGUGCUUCGAAAGUUCAGAAAGGUAUACGGACAAGGAGGGGGGAAAACAGCUGCCACUUAAAAGUAAAAUGUAUUGAAAGGCUCCAUAAUGCUGCCAGUUGUGAUACUCCUCUGUGUUCGUACCAGAGAACUGUUUCACAUUGCUGUAGUGGGGAAGGUGGUGGAAUUGGGGAGCAUGAAACAGAUGGUGAAGCAGUCCAUCAAUCACUGCCAUCAGAUAGGCGAAACUUCUUAGAAAUUGGUGUGUUGAGUCUGCAAAAACAAAAAAUGCUAAAUAUUUUGGAAGAUAGCUGUCCAGAAACCACUGUGGAAUGUAAUAAAAGUGAGAGGGGUGAUGAAAAUAGCCCACAAAACAUUCAGGAAGGUGUUGAUGAUGGUUCUGUAAUUGGUGGAAAUGCGAGGAAAAAUGAUGAAGCUAUUUGCCAUCAAAAUAUAAUAAACUUUAGUGCUGGGUGUGAAAAUUUGAACUCAUUUAAAUCCUGCAGUGAUACUUCGUUAAUAUUAAAGAACUGUUUCCACAAUUCAGUAAGAUUACAUGAGGAUGAAAAAUUUUGUGCAUCUGACAUCUGUAGUAGUACUGUCCCAGGAGCAAACUCAAUUCUUGCAGGGAAUUUACACCAGGAAGGAGAAACAUUGUUGUUACAUGCUGGAGAAAUUGAAACUACACGAUCAAGUGUGUCUUUUAACACCAUUCAUUCGGAAGGCAGAAAUGUUCAUGCAAAUAAUGUCUGCAGCGUAACACCUGAUACUGAUAGAACUGUGGCAAAUUCUGACAUUAAGUUAUUAGCAGGUGAACAUGAGAAACACUCCUUCAUCAUUAGUGAUUGUGUUCAUGGACCACAAGAAAUUUCAAGCAGUGAGAUCUUAGAAAAUGGGUGCUUGGAAGAAAAAUAUGACAAAAAUCAGACAUCUCAAGUCAAAGAGAAGUGUAAUGACUUUAAAGUUCCAAUGGAAGAUCACAGUCAGCUGGACUGCCACUCACAGAAUGAUAGAUUUCCAGAAAACUUGCUGACAGGCAUGUGUCCAGCAUCAGACAUGGUUCCUGAUCAAGAUGACGAGGAGUCCAGUGAAAAGUGUAACAAGACAUACAUUCGAGAUAAUGAGGACAGUUGUACCCAUAGUGACAGUGUAUUCGAAGACUUUUGCUUUGAUUCAGUUAAAGAAUUUGACAAUGAUUAUUUUGACCAGCUUCUGGACAGUCCAGUCAUAGAUACAUCAAAAGUAGGUGAUAGGGCUCGAUAUCUAUCAGUGUGUGACAGUUCAUCGUCAGAUCCAAAAGGUGGUCCUGUGAGAAAUGAUUUGCAAAUGGAUGUUGGUGAUAGUGUCAAUUGUAGUGAUAACACUCUGCAGGAACCAAAUUUUAUACUCCCGGAGGACAGUCUGAAUGAUUCUGUGACUAUAGAAAGGACUUUCAAUAGCACAAAUCAGUUGGAAAAUUCACCACUUCUGUUUGCAUCAGAUGAUGAAAGUUCAGGCAGCCAAUGGGAAGGCACAGAAGCAGCUUUGAAAGAAAAUAAAUCGCCAUCAAGAACUGUAACACCUGUAACAAUGCACAGUACUAUUAUUGAAGCCUUGCAUAGUAAGCUUCAGAAAAUACAAGAGUUACUUCUUGGGAUUCCUCCACCACCAUCAAUCACAAUGCCUAACCACACAGUUGAAGAAAUGCUAAGACUGGUCAAGCAGAAUGAGCAUCUGAUGGUACAGAAGUCAUUUACAAAUAAUGGAAACAUGCCAGAAUCACGUGAUCCGAAAAGAACAAACGGUGCCCUCAGAGAUGUGUUGAAUACCAGUUGGCCACAAGUAAAAGAUUGUGCUUUCUUUGAUAUACAGUACAAUCACGGUGCUGUAUCCGAAGAACUAGAUCGGCAGUAUCAGAGACUUCAGGAACGCUUUGUGGGACGCGAAACUGCAUCCAGUUGCAAUCCAUGGUUUACAACAUGGAAUGCAAGCAAAAGCUCAGUAAGAUACCAGCGAAGUCUUGGACAGUCUCCUGGAAGCCGGUUGAGUCAUCUUGCUCGCCGUCGACAGUCAUUCUCUUCGUGCAAUUUGCAGCCUGCCAGUAUUUCAGGAAAAUUGCCCGGAGUUAUGCACAGGAGUGCAAUAGAGCGUCGUGUUAUUAUGGUAGAUGCAAAGAAAGAAGAGAAACAACAGAAACAUAAAAUUAAUAAUCGCCGACUCCAGAGAAACACAAUCUGUAUAGGAGAAGAUGAUAGCAGGUUAAGAAGUUCAAGGAGAGCGCUCUUCCAGAGCCCAGUUGAUGACAAGAAAGUUUCUUCUUAUUUAAAACCCAGAACAGAAUCCAAUAAUACGAAAACAGAUGCUUGGGGAGGAACGACAAAGCUUGCAGAAAACAGAAGUCGCAAUCUUAAUGAAAAUUUCAAUAUAAAUGGAAAAAGAGUGAUGUCUGAUUCACAAUCCCAUCCAAGAAAGAUUUCACGUAGACUGGUCUUUGAUGCCUCUCAGCCAGUGGGGCAUUCCUUAUCACAUAAUGCAGAAUUUAACCGACACUCAUCAGUGAGCAGACAGCUGUCAGAAAAGAAGUCAAAUUCGUCUUACGUUAAUGGAAGCCAUAGAAGCCAAGUAUUUACACAGCCACUUUCUUCAAGUCAAGCAGCAUCAAAGAGUAGAAUAAGUGGCACAUACAAGAAGAAAUUAUUGUGGGCUGUGGCUGAGGCUCUGAGGAGAAAGGGCAUCACAAUGACUCACCAUCUUUUCCAUCCUUGUGCGUCAUCACUGACAAGGCUUCUUUUAAAGGUUGUAGGCAACACAUUACUUGUACAGUCCAGAGAAGAUACUUGUAAGACAACUAGUGAGCAGUUAUUAGAAACUGCACUGCAGCAUGUACAUACUGUUGUUCAGAAAACAGAAGCUGGCUGCAGUUAAUGAUUGUAAAAUCUGUUAAAUUAUAUUAAUUUUUAUCCAUAUUUGAACUGACUUACCUGCAAAGUGAGAUGCCUUAUUCACUGUAUUUGAUGCAGAAACUGACAGUUUUAAUGGAGUGUGAUAUCAUAUUUCCAGCUGCAUCUCAUUUUGACACCUCAUGUAUUGAAAUAUGUGUACAGCUCUCUCCAGAAUGUGUGUGUGUGUGUGUGUGUGUGUGUGUGUGUGUGUGUGUGUGUGUGUGUGUGUGCGCGUGCAGCAUACAUAGUUAUGCUUGUUGAAAUGCAUGCAGAUUCCAAAUUUGCAUGUUUGUGCGUUUGUCAGAAUAUUUAACGAUCUCAUGAAAUUGUCUUCAGGGAAGUACAGCAAUGAUUGUGUUCAUAGUCCCUCCAGUGUAAAAUACAAAUAUUUUUACUAUAUAUUGUUUAUUUGUUGAAAUGAAAUGUAUUUAGAAUUCAUAUGUUCACCUGAAAAUUGAACCGAACUUCUAAUUACCAUGUUAUACAUUGUGUUGUGUGUGAUGUCAGUAGGUGUUCAGUUGUUUUGUUAUGAUCAAUGUGUGCAUCUGGUAGUGUGUUGAGAGGUUAUAACAGCCAAAGACUCAGUUAAAAAUUGUGUUCAUUAGUCAAUUACUGUUCCCUCUUUUAAAAAUAAAAUGACAAGAUUUUUGUAUGCCUAUAUGAGAUAUAUCUUUUAUAUUUAACUCAGCAGAAGGGUUUUAAACUAGCAGUUAUCUUUUUAAGAAAACACUGAAGAGUUGUGGUAACAUUGAGGCCUUAUUUUGUGUACAGAUAUAAAACUGAUUUUACUAGCCAACUUGAAAUAAAAUAUUUUUAUACUGUGAACAUA